AUGACAAAACAAGCUCGCUCGAACCCAAGGCCAUACCCGACGGCAUCUUCGUACCGUAUGUACGAGUACAUUGUGACAGGGUUUGUUACAGAGCUCCGGGACGAGAUCGAGUAUUUCUACAACCAACUGUGGACAGUCUCCGAGAUUCCAGAUCCCAAGGAUAAGAAUCCAGAGCGGUAUGCCGUCGUGGCUGCUUUGCCAUAUCAUUUGGUGAGGGCAUUUAAUCGACUGGCAGAGCGAGGGCUGCCACGGGCGAGUCCGGCUAUUUCACGGGUUGAGGGAUGGAAGACGGACCAAGUAGGGAGAUUGUUUUAA
This is a messenger RNA of Aspergillus ruber CBS 135680, 315 nucleotides long. RefSeq lists its product as uncharacterized. Bases 1 to 315 code for a protein of 104 amino acids. The record is from RefSeq and is a predicted model, not a curated record. Lineage: Eukaryota; Fungi; Ascomycota; Eurotiomycetes; Eurotiales; Aspergillaceae. The transcript has a single exon.